Molecule: messenger RNA, 877 nt
Organism: Cebus imitator (Panamanian white-faced capuchin)
Lineage: Eukaryota; Metazoa; Chordata; Mammalia; Primates; Cebidae
Product: 40S ribosomal protein S7-like
Exons: 3
Coding region: 5-877 (290 amino acids)
Biological process (GO): translation; ribosomal small subunit biogenesis; rRNA processing
Cellular component (GO): ribosome; cytosolic small ribosomal subunit; 90S preribosome
Molecular function (GO): structural constituent of ribosome
Source: RefSeq, a predicted model, not a curated record
AGCCAUGUUCAGUUCGAGCACCAAGAUCGUGGAGCCCAGUGGCGAGAAGCCAGAUGAGUUUGAGUCUGGCAUCUCCCAGGCUCUUCUGGAGCUGGAGGUGAACUCAGACCUCAAGGCUCAGCUCAGGGAGCUGAAUAUUACAGCAGCUAAGGAAAUUGAAGUUGGUGGUGGCCGGAAAGCUAUCGUAAUCUUCGUUCCCGUUCUUCAACUAAAAUCUUUCCAGAAAAUCCAAGUCUGGCUAGUACGCAAGUCGGAGAAAAAGUUCAGUGGGAAGCAUGUUAUCUUUAUCGCUCAGAGGAGAAUUCAGCCUAAGCCAACUCGAAAACACCAUACAAAAAAUAAGCAAAAGCAUCCCAGGAGCCGUACUCUGACAGCUGUGCACCAUGCAAUCCUCGAGGACCUGCUCUUCCCAAGAGAAAUUGUGGGCAAGAGAAUCUGCGUGAAACUGGAUGGCAGCCGGCUCAUAAAGGUUCAUUUGGACAAAGCACAGCAGAACUAUGUGGAACACAAGGUUGAAACUUUUUCUGGUGUCUAUAAGAAGCUCACGGGCAAGGAUAUUAAUUCUGAAUUCCUAGUUUCAAUUGAGUUUGGGGGCAGCUCACAGAGGUGGACACAGCCAGGAACAGUGAAGGGGCUGUUCAUGGUGUCUGGGGAGACGGUGGCAGCUGCUGUGGCACCUGAACGAGUGUCCUUCCUGGUGGUCUGGUGUUGGGGGCUGAUGGGGUGGACAGCAGCUCAUCUCUUGGAGGCCCUGCCAAAGUUGGGCUCCCGGCAGGGAGAGGAGCAUCUCUUCUUAAGAUAUUUGCAGAUUUAUACACGGAACUUCCCACACAUCUGGAUGAGGAUAGACGACGUUCCCCCUGGAGGAAAGAGUUAA